GGAGGGACUGACUGGGCCUGCUGGCUGGUUUGCUCCCUGGCUGGGAGGCGGCGCGAUGAGCGGGUCCGGCGAGCCAGCUGCGGAGGCCCCGGCAGCCACCGGAGCGGGAGUUCGGAUCGUGGUGGAAUACUGCAAACCUUGUGGCUUUGAGUCUGCCUACCUAGAGCUGGAAAAUGCAGUAAAAGAGGAAUUUCCUGACGUGGAGAUCGAAUCCCGGCUUGGAGGGACAGGUGCUUUUGAAAUAGAAAUAAAUGGGCAGCUGAUCUUCUCCAAACUUGAAAAUGGAGGAUUCCCUUAUGAGAAAGAUCUCAUUGAAGCCAUCCGCAGGGCUGGCAACGGGGAGCCCCUCGAGAAGAUCACCAAGAGCCGACCACCCUGUGUCAUCCUUUAAGUUUCUCUUUUCUCUGGUCCAAACCUGCCCGCCCACCCUUAAUUCUCGCUCUCCCCGCCUCCACCUCCUACUCUAGUUUAAGUACCUUGGUAGGUGGGGAGGUGACUUGGGUUGCUAACACACAAGAAGCCUUAUAAGCAAGAACCUGAGCCACUUUAAGGAGGUGAGAACAAGGUGCUUGCUAAAUUAAUUUGGGCGGAUCAGCCUUCCUGCUUGGGGAGCCUCUCCUGUUUUUAAAAAGACCCGAGUGGAUUUUGUCUUAACGUGACUGCUGCGUUUCUGUCCUUAUGUGUAAUGUGACAAGGAUGAAGCCCUCCCCCAUUUCCUUUCAGAAUUGGGUCACCUCUUUCUUCUGAUCUUUAGUGGUUCAUCCUGGGACAUCAGCUAUCUUCCUCCUCCCGGGUCCCCAUAACCCCCUUUAACUCUGAGCCAGGAUGAGCUAGCAUCUCGUCAUGCCCUCAUUGAAAUCCAGUCUGGAUAGGGUUCAUACUGUGCAGGAAGCUCUGAAGGACCUCAAGACACCUUCAGACUAUAGUCUUGGGGACCAAUGUAGAAAGCUGUUCCCUUUUCACACAGUAUGUAGGAGAAUUUCCACAGCACUUCUGCAGCUGUCCCCUUCUCUUGUCUCGCCCAGCUGCCCAGAUGUGGGCUUGAAAGUGGAAGCUUGGUUUAGCUUGAAGCCGUUCAUCUUUUGUUGUUACGGUCUACCUGGUUGGCCAGUACAGUGGUGAUGCAGAGCUUGUUCAAGUCCCACCCAUGAUCCAUAGCAACCUGUACAACAGAGAUUUGGGCCUUCUCUUUUAUUAUAGCAGCUAUAAGGGCAGGGCAGGCACCUGCAGUUGAACAGAUCUCCUCAAGCCAGACCAGAUGUUUGGACAAAGGAGAAAAUAGAGCACAUGCCUAUCACUUGAGUCUACUUACCUGCCGGUUGCUUUGGCCUUUUUCUUCUUUUUGAAGGCUAGCAUGAAACUCAGCAUAGUUCAGAACAGGCUAGUGAUACAGUGAGAACUUACUUCUUCAAAGCUGUUUAGUCAAUGGUAAUAAUGGUAAUAAUUCUCUCUGCCCAACUAAACCAAGCAUUAUCCAGCUAUACAAGGAAGCAUUUUCAAGAUCUGUUGAUUUCAAGAUUGAAAUACUUGCUUAAUUCUCCUGCUGCAAACCCGUGGGACUUGAGAUGUUUAAUUCUGGUUAGAUUGCUCAUAUGAACACACACAUGCCUUGUAGAAAAACAAAA
This is a messenger RNA of Zootoca vivipara (common lizard), 1625 nucleotides long. RefSeq names its product migration and invasion enhancer 1 (gene MIEN1). Gene Ontology annotation, cellular component: cytosol. Gene Ontology annotation, biological process: positive regulation of filopodium assembly; negative regulation of apoptotic process. Lineage: Eukaryota; Metazoa; Chordata; Lepidosauria; Squamata; Lacertidae. The record is from RefSeq and is a predicted model, not a curated record.